Messenger RNA from Megachile rotundata (alfalfa leafcutting bee), 368 nucleotides. RefSeq lists its product as uncharacterized. NCBI's taxonomy places the organism in Eukaryota, Metazoa, Arthropoda, Insecta, Hymenoptera, Megachilidae. The record is from RefSeq and is a predicted model, not a curated record.
CAUUCAUAAAUACGUUGCAGCAGAUGCAGCUGCAACAGCAGCAGUUGCAGCAACAGAUGUUGCAGAUGCAACAAAUGCAGCAACAAGCGGUGCAACAACAACCGCAGCAGCAGCAGCAACAACCGCAGCAGCAGCAGCAGCAACAACACCAAGUAGAACAAGAAGAAAAGGGGGAAGUAGACGCUAAGCCGUUACGCGUCAGGGGGACAUCGGCGGGCACGCGCCGAAAACCUUAUCGCGGCAGAGGCGCCGGUGGAGGAAGAGGUGGCGGUAGAGGAACAGGCGGCGGUGGAGGAAGAGGCGCCGGAAGAGGGGGAGGCUACCCCUCUACAAUAUAUCAAUUUUUUAAUAACAUAUAUAUAAAUUGA